AUGGAUGAGCUCUUUCUUCUUCCCGCAUCCCCGCUUGCAGCACCCCGUGCGUACUGGGAUGAGCCCGAGUAUGGCUUCUUAGGGUCUUACAUCAUGCUCAUACAGCCAUCUGAGUUUGAGUUCAACAGGAUAUUGACAGCUGUCAUGGCAUCGAAUCCGAACGAGUAUGAUAUGGAGAUCAUUAACAAAUUGUACAGAAGUAAUGCUCUGGUAAUACCUCAUCGGCCUUAUGGCCUCUUGAGCGGCGAGUUUCGGAACAAAGAGCAUUCAAAAUACUUGGGAAAUUCAGAAGAAGAUUGGGACCCGGAAAAGAUCUUGAGAGAUGCAAAGUUGGUUCACUUCUCAGAUUGGCCAGUUCCCAAGGUAUCCAAGCCUUGGUUUCAUGAUCCAAAAAUCACCAUAAAAAAGCAACCCUCUUGCAUCAAAGUCGAAAGUCCGCAAUUUGAUGAUUGUCGAGCUCGGGAUAUAUGGCUUGAGUUGUAUGCGGACUUUGCAAGGCGACGGAAAGUAAGAGUGUUCUUCGACGAGUGA
Molecule: messenger RNA, 531 nt
Organism: Penicillium cinerascens
Lineage: Eukaryota; Fungi; Ascomycota; Eurotiomycetes; Eurotiales; Aspergillaceae
Product: nucleotide-diphospho-sugar transferase
Exons: 2
Coding region: 1-531 (176 amino acids)
Source: RefSeq, a predicted model, not a curated record